AUGUCUCGAUGCGUGACGCUUUUGCUGCUACUGGCAGCAAUUUUCGUCGUCACUGAUGCGAGUGAUGCCAAACAGGAAAUCUUACGUACGCAUAUGUCAACCAAGACGUUAUAUGCGCCUCCUUUGUCUACAGAAUCGAAUAUUCAAGAAGAUAUGUGCACCCCCGUGCAGCUCAAUUUUGUUAUUCGUCACGGUACUAGGAAUCCCACAAUGAAGGACAUCAGGCGAAUUAACAACACUCAUUCGAGGAUAUUAUCAAAUCGUAAAGUGGGGUCAUCAUGGACGUGGGUAGGGGACUGGAAGAACCCGUACCCGAAAGAGACGGAAGCGUGGCUAGCAGAUCGUGGACUUCAUGAACUUAUUGAGAUUGGAAAGCGGCUAAGAGCUCGAUUGUCUCCGUUUCCAGUGUCUUUUGAUUCAAAAAAGUUUGUGUUUGAACACACGUGGAAGAUCCGGACACGGCAAAGUGCUGAGGCCUUUGCAUUCGGAUUCUUUGACGGACUUCAGCCAGUGUACUACCAUAGCUAUCCGAUCGGAGAUGAUCAUGUACUGCGAUUCUAUGACAAUUGCCCGAUAUUUGAGAUGCAGAUUGAUAAGAAUAAGAGUGCUACUGUUGAACACAUGAAAUAUCGUGAUAGUGAGCUGAUGCACAAGAAUCUGGCAACGUUUCAAAAGUUGUCGGAGUUUUCGGACGCGACACAGAAGGAUAUGGAGGCGGCGUAUGCUGGUUGUGCUUUCGAUGUAGCUGUGCUCAAUGUGUUUGACAAUUGGUGCUCGUUUUUCAAUAACGAAAUGCUGCUUUCUAUGGACUACUUUCAAGAUCUCAAGCAUUUCUACAGGAAAAGUCACGGUCAUGCGCUGUCCUACGAAAUCGCGACGCCACUAUUACAGGAUAUUUUCCAAACCAUGAAGCAGCGUGUGGAUGGCAAGAACGACGUGGAAGGAUACUUUCGCUUUGCGCAUGCCGAGACUAUUUUGCCUUUGGCAUCGCUUUUGAAUGCUAGCUACUUUGAUCGUCACGCUAGUGAUCGUGAAGGUCACUUCCGCGCGGACACUCCGCUGGAUCUAGCACUCCAGCGAAAGUUCAAGAGCUCUGAAUUGGCCCCUUUUUCCGCCAACAUUGGUUUUGUACUCUACGAGUGUGCUGCGACGACAGAAGACGCCAGGCCAACGUUCAAGGUGCAGACAUUGCUCAACGAGCAUGAGGUGAUAUUCAACGAGUGCAAAGGCCAAGUGCUUUGUCCAUUCGACGUGUUGGAGAAUAUUUUUCGCAAGUGGAUAUACGAGUUUGACUUCCACAAGUACUGUGCACUUGAUUAA
Peronospora farinosa is the source of this 1320-nucleotide messenger RNA. Lineage: Eukaryota; Oomycota; Peronosporomycetes; Peronosporales; Peronosporaceae. The record is from the annotation of a GenBank genome assembly.